Molecule: messenger RNA, 8987 nt
Organism: Lepisosteus oculatus (spotted gar)
Lineage: Eukaryota; Metazoa; Chordata; Actinopteri; Semionotiformes; Lepisosteidae
Gene: man2a1
Product: mannosidase, alpha, class 2A, member 1
Biological process (GO): N-glycan processing; protein deglycosylation; mannose metabolic process
Cellular component (GO): Golgi membrane
Molecular function (GO): alpha-mannosidase activity; carbohydrate binding
Source: RefSeq, a predicted model, not a curated record
CUGAGCACUAGCGGUGGUGAAGGAGGGAUAUGUUGAGCAUGCCUUAAACCCUACGCUGGAUUUUCAAUAUUUUUUAACAAAUAACAUAAAAUAACUGCAUUACGUUAUGAUUAAUCUUCAGAAUAGUAAUAAAUGUAAGGACCUUAACAGCGGAUUAUAUAAAAGAAAUCCAACAAAGCGUAGCAAAUACAAUUUACACUGCCAGAGCUACUUAGUUGUCGAAGGGGAAGAGGAAAUAGUGGAGUAACAAGUUGGAAAGAAAGUGGCUACAGUUUAGCGUGUUCAUAAGAAUGUGCUGAUAUUUUACUGAAGACGAGUGUGGUUGUUGUAAAUGGGAAGCAUAAAUGAAGCUCUUUCCAACUUGUGAUUACUUUUGAUUUUGCAACUUAAAUGUACGAAAUCGAAAAAAAAACAUCUGGGAACAGAUUCAUCAAAAUGAGGAUUAAUUAACAUUGCUGAAGGAGAAGGAGACUUUUUACUUUUUUUUGUCUGCGUUAUGUUGCAGUUUUUGAGUACCAUUAACUCGGGCUGCGCAGUGUAAAAGUUAUAUCAAUGUCAACCACACUAAACAGGAAUAGUUUCGUCGGGCUUAUUAGUCAUCAGCAGUCUUUAGCGGUUUACAUGGAAAUUUAACGUAAUUAGGAUUUCACUUGAGAGACGAGGAGCAGUUUUCGUACUUGUUGGUGGUCAGAAGUAAAUGCAGUUCAGUUUCUGACUGUUCAAAAACGCUUCUCGAAGCUACCUGGUCCGAUGGAAGAUUUGACUUUGUAAAACUGACGUUGCUUCAUUUCCCUGCUGUGGUGGAGAAGAGCGAAGGAUGAAGCUGAGCAGACAAUUUACCGUGUUUGGCAGUGCCAUAUUCUGCGUGGUGGUGUUCUCCUUGUACCUAAUGCUGGAUCACCUACAAUUAGACCAUACCAAAAAUCCGAGGAAUGGAGCGGGCAUGUUUCAAAAAGGGCAACUAUCCAUACUUCAGGAGAAGAUUGACCAUUUGGAGAGAUUGCUGGCAGAAAACAAUGAAAUUAUCUCCAACAUCAGGGACUCUAUCCUCAGUCUGAGUGAAACUGUAAAGGAUGGCAAGGUUAAUCCUGAUUCAAUGAAUGUGAGCAGAGCUGCUUUUCCAGAGCUACUUGCAUCUCCCCCUCUGGUGAUUCCUGUGGAAACAGAGGACUGUCAGUUUGCAGUCAGGCCGUAUUCUAAGGCCUCUGAUGAUGUACAGAUGCUGGAUGUCUACAGCCUGCUUCCCUUUGACAACCCUGAUGGAGGAGUUUGGAAACAAGGCUUUGACAUCUCUUACGAUGAGCACGAGUGGGAUAAUGAGCCUCUGCAGGUGUUUGUUGUUCCCCAUUCACAUAAUGACCCUGGAUGGCUGAAGACAUUUGAUGACUACUACCGUGACCAGACACAACAUAUCUUGAAUAAUAUGGUGGUAAAACUACAUGAAGACAAGAGAAGAAAAAUGCUGUGGUCAGAGAUCUCCUACUUCUCCAAAUGGUGGGACAGCAUUGACAACCAAAAGAGGGAUGCUGUAAAAAGUUUAAUUGAAGGUGGCCAGCUGGAAAUCGCAGCAGGUGGGUGGGUCAUGCCUGAUGAAGCCAGCACACAUUACUUCGCUAUGAUUGACCAGCUGUUGGAAGGACACCAGUGGCUUGAGAAAAAUCUGGGAGUGAAACCAAUGACUAGUUGGGCUGUCGACCCCUUUGGACAUUCUUCUACAAUGGCCUACAUUCUGAAACGUGCAGGGUUUAAAAACAUGUUAAUCCAGAGGAUACACUACUCAGUGAAGAAGCAUUUUGCUACUCAGAAGACACUUGAAUUUUUCUGGCGCCAGAACUGGGAUCAGGAUUCCAGUACUGACAUCCUGUGCCACAUGAUGCCGUUUUACAGCUAUGAUGUCCCUCACACGUGUGGACCAGACCCCAAGAUAUGCUGUCAGUUUGACUUCAAGAGGCUUCCGGGCGGCAGAAUCAGCUGUCCCUGGAGGGUCCCACCUGAGGCCAUCAAUGACGGAAAUGUUCAAUAUAGGGCUCAGAUGCUGUUGGAUCAGUACAGAAAGAAAUCCAAACUCUACCGGACCAAGGUAGUGCUUGCACCCCUGGGGGAUGAUUUCCGAUACACAGAAGCUUUAGAGUGGGAUCAGCAAUUUCAGAAUUACCAGAAACUUUUUGAUUACAUGAACUCUCAUCCAGAUAUGCAUGUCAAGGCCCAGUUUGGUACAAUUUCAGAUUACUUUGAAGCCCUUCGAAAAGCUGCUGAUAUUGACCGGGUGAACAGUGCUCCUUCAUUGUUUCCAGUCUUAAGUGGGGACUUCUUCACCUAUGCAGAUCGGGAUGAUCAUUAUUGGAGUGGAUACUUCACUUCACGCCCUUUCUACAAAAGGAUGGACAGAGCUUUAGAGUCACAUCUGAGGGCUGCUGAGAUUCUCAAUUCUCUUGCUUUGGCUAGUGUUCAGAAGUCUGGCAAACUGAAAGAUUUUCCAUCUGAGAAUUAUAAACUACUAACUGAAGCCAGAAGAAAUCUUGGCCUUUUUCAGCACCAUGAUGCCAUUACAGGAACCGGUAAAGACUGGGUAGUUGUGGACUAUGGCACAAGACUCUUCCAUUCAAUUUUAAACCUAAAGAGAGUGAUAAUUAACUCAGCUCACUGGCUUAUUCUGAAGAACAAAGAGGAGUACAGUCACAGCUCUUCGGUUCCCUUCCUUCAGAUGGAUGACAUUCAGCCCUCUCAAGAUGCUUUGCCUCGCAAGACUGUGAUUAAGCUUAGUGCGAAUCCCAGGUCACUAGUAAUCUAUAACCCCACAGAACAGGAUCGGUCUGCUGUGGUAACUGUGUAUGUGAAUACUCCAAGAGUAAGAGUACUCACAGCUCUUGGACACCCAGUGAAGGCACAAGUCAGUGCUGUCUGGGAGGAAACAGCCAGAGUAUCCAAAGAAGCUUUCCAGGUUUCCUUUGUGGCUCACCUGUCUGCCCUUGGACUAGGAGUGUACCAGCUCACAGAAGGUGCAGACUCCAACACGGUCAUGGCUGAAUAUACAAUAUAUAAGAAAGAUGGAGACCUGAGUGUUGAUGAAUCCUUCAGAAUGAAUGUUUUACAGGAAGACACUGUGCAUUUCACCAUUGAAAAUCCACAUCUGAAAGUGUGGUGUUCUGGAUCUUCUGGAUUAAUGGAGAGGGUGAAAUCUAAAGAAGAGGGGACAGAACGUAAUGUGAAGGUGGAGUUUAUGUGGUAUGGAACAACUAGCAACAGAGACAAGAGUGGAGCAUAUCUGUUUCUACCAGAUGGAGAGGCUAAGCCAUACAUUACUUCAGAUCAACCUGUAAUAAAAGUAAUGAAAGGGCCUGUUAUUUCAGAAGUUACAAGCUCUUACCAUCAUUUCACCCAUUCUCUCCGUCUUUAUAAUGUGCAAGGAGUGGAGGGGCAGUCUGUGGAGAUCUCCAAUAUCGUGGAUAUAAGAGGAGAGUUCAACCGUGAAAUUGCAAUGAGAAUAACAUCAGAUCUUAACAGCAGUAAUCGAUUCUAUACAGACCUUAAUGGUUACCAGAUUCAACCCAGGCGAACUAUGACAAAGCUGCCUCUACAAGCCAACUUCUAUCCAAUGACUACAAUGACCUACAUUCAAGAUGAUACAAUUCGGAUGACAUUGCAUUCUGCACAGUCCCUAGGGGUGGCCAGCCUCAAACCAGGCCAGUUGGAAGUCAUCAUGGACCGGAGACUCAUGCAGGAUGACAACCGCGGACUCGGACAGGGUAUCCAAGAUAAUAAAAUCACAGCAAACCUGUUUCGCAUUCUUCUGGAGAGAAGAAUCAGUGUGGACGAGAAAGAGAACAGCAAGCCAUCAAGCUAUCCCUCUCUGCUGAGCCAUGUAUCUUCAUUGUACUUGAAUCACCCAGUUCUUCCUAUGACUAUUAGCACUGAUUUUGGAGAUGCAUCACUCUCAGCCUUCAGCCCACUUGUUUCAUCAAUGCCAUGUGACAUGCAUUUGGUUAAUCUCCGAACCAUACAGUCAAAGGAGGGAGAUGGGCCAUCAGAUGAAGCAGCCUUAAUUCUGCAUAGAAAAGGAUUUGACUGUGCAUUCUCCACUAAAAACACAGGGUUGCUCUGUUCUACAACACUUGGCAAGAUUGCCCUGGAGAGGAUAUUCAAGGAAAUGAAAGUGCAGAGCUUCACACCAGUGUCUUUAUCUUUGAUGCACACAUCUGAUGAAGGCAAGAACACAAAUGAGAUACACCUUAAGUCUAUGGAGCUCAGUACUUUCCGAAUAAAACUGAGAUGAAGUUGCCCCCUUCAUGAUAUGCACAAGAUUUGACAAUACUGAGGAAAGACUUCCUUUUCCUGUUUUUGAUGAAUUAUGUGUGCAUCAAAAGCCAUGAGACUGUAUCUUUAACCAGGAAAGACAAUAGAGGAUGGGGUUAAUCAAAAUACAAAUCACCUUAAGCCUCACAAGGGAGUGCAAUAUACCUUGUCUCACACAGUCUCAGGUUCAGCGUUUUCCCAAGCGUUUUUUUUUUUCUUUUAAGCAACUAAAAAGACUAAAGAAAAAGACAUCACUGUGCUGGAAAAUAUGUUUAACCAUCGGAUUCUAUAGGAAGACUGAUGCUGGGGUUGAAUGCAAAUGUUCUGCUGAAGUGAGAAAACAGAAUUCCACUGAAUUUGUUAAGAGGAGGUAAUCUUUGACCUUUGGUCUGGAGAGUUUGUUGAGCUGUACAUUUCUGAUACAUCUGCGUCUUAAGUAAUGUGCAAUGGAACAGUUUUAGUCUAAGAAUUACUAUCCCAUCUUUUGGAACAGGGGACAAAAAAGGAUUCUCAAGUGGAUUUUUUUAUUAUUCCAAAGUUGCCAUAUGGGAUUAAAAUGUGCCUUAUUUUCAGGUUUCUUAAUGGAUCUUUUAUGUACUGUUCUUACUAUCUUGUCUUUGUAUCUUGGUGUCACAGUUCUGUUGUAGUGAAGUGUUUCAUGUUUAUCAACAAUGCAGAUGAAAUUUCAGAAAAGUCACCAGAGCAAAAUAUAAGCCAGUCUUCUUCAGACUGUUUAGCUUCUGGGAACUUUAAAUGUAUGGUAAUGAUAAAAUUAGAUGUCAUUGCACCACUGGUAAUUUCAAGUGCUAUACAGUAUGCUUAUUUUGCCAAGGUAAAAACAAAGCAUUUCUUUUUUCAUUGAGAUCAGCCAGGCUAUUUUUUUUUCUCUGGGGAAAGGGAGAGUAAUUAAUCUUCUGUUUAUGUGCAAUGAAUGUGGAUUGCUUUAUAGUUUGUUGGGCAAUGUUUUCAUAAUUAUGUUUUAAUUGAUUUUAUGGAGUGUGUUGUAUAAGUAGAUAUGAUUAGUUGAGAAAGUCAGCUUUGCAGUGAGCUUUCUGUAUUGCGUAUUUGAUUGAUCCUUAAUCAUUUGUGAUUUAUAUGGACCUAAUUGAGUUAAGAGGACUUUUAUUUUUAAAGUUCUAUCAGGUUUAUAAUUUUUACAGCUGAUUUUCUUCAAUAUUGAAAAUGAAUGAAUGAUUUAAAUUCAUUUUUCACUUUACAUUUUACAAGAAAUUACUAGUUGUGUGAAGGAGAUUGGGUUUUGCAGUAGUUCUCUUAAACUUAUAAUGCUUUAAGGUGGUGGGCUUUUAUUUAAAAUAAUGAAGGCAAAAUGUUAUAUUUUCAAAAUGGUUUUGACAUUGGAGGCUACAUAAACAUGUCAAAUUCACUAUAGACUAGUACUUUGCAUUUUUUAUGGAUUGCAAGUGAAUCAAAAUGAUGAUGGUAAUAAGAGUGUACAGAAAAGGGUUAAAAUCAGUAACAUUUAAAAAUGUCAACCUCUGUUAGCUGAUUCUUACAAAACUAAGGUGUGUUCAUCAUGGGGCAACCGAUUGUGUUUGUGUAGUCAUACAAGCAUGCUGGUUAAUGGUAAUGGCAAUUAACUGUCAGUGUGUUUUUCAACACUACUUAAAGAGGACAAGCAGAAAUAAAAAAUCCAGUAAUAUUUUAAAAGACAUGCUAUGACAGCCACAUCUCCUGUCCUUUCCUAAUGAAUAUGAAGACAUCAAUUCCCACAAUAGGAAAACAAUUACAGCUGAUUUCUACUGUGAUAUUUUUUUAAUAUAACACAAAAGUGCACUUUGUUUAUAUUUUCUCUAUUUACAGAUCUACCAACUACCGGUUUGUAUAGUUUGCAGUUAUUAUGUCAAAAAGAAUUGGAAAUGACAGUAAUAAUAAGUCUUUGUUGGAUUCUGGCAGAUGUAUGCAGGCUUAUUAAUUUCAAUGUGUGUUUUUUUAUUUUAAUACUUUAAUGAAACACAGCCCCUUUGAAGGGUGUAUGUUAAAUUUCUUAUUUAAGCAUGUUACCUAUUCAAAGGAGUGCCUAAUGUUUUAAAAUAUUCUCACCUGUUCACACGAACAACACAGUAGUGAUGCAAUCAAACUCACAAUUAUGUAUGUUGAGAAACUGCAAGUAAUUGACCUACAAAUUUAUCUGUUCCUCUUUGUUAACUAGAACAAACAAAGCUAACUAAAGUGUCUUUCUAGCAUUUUAAAGUUAUUGGAAACAUUUUUUUAGGAGUAAAAACACCGAAUAUAGAAAUAAUUGCAGAUUCAUUGACAGUUUUCCCUUUAAAGAUAUGUUCAGAAAGCAAUUAGUAUUUGUCCAAAUUGUGCUAAAGAAAACACCUCAAAAGCUCCCGUAUUAUUUUGUGGGUAGCCCUAUACUAUUAUUUUCAGGCAAUAGCUGUUCCUAUACACUGCCUGCCUGGGUGCACAGGUUAAUAUAAAUUCUACAGUAAGUAAUGAAAGGACAUUCUUCCAGCAACAUGUAGCAGGAAUACUUACAACUUAUUUUAAGAAACAAAUACAUUAACCUGAUGGGCUCUAAUGCAGUUCUUUGUAGCAUCUGUCCACCUUGCACUGUAUUUUAACAGAAUAUGAAUGCCAUUCAACACAAAUAUAUUUACAUACCCAACCCCAGUUACCUGAGGCUCAUUCACUUCACUUGAAAAACAAAACAAUACAAUGGGACUGUUUCCAUGUUCAUGUGUAAGUACUGUACCAAGCUGUGUGUAGCCUACAUGCCUGUUGGCACACCCCCAUGACCUGCGCCACACUUUUGUGUUAUCUGGUUACACCUUCACCUGUUUUACAAAAUGAAAGCUGAGGCAUUCCAUUUAAAAUUCUCUUACAUAAUACCCCUAUUUCUUUGGUAAUGUUUAAAUUUUCUCACGCCUGGUCAUACACUGUUCAUCUGUUAACAUAGGAAACUCCAUGCGAUGGGACUCAUAGGACAGUCUUUUUGGAGCCUGCUGCUUCCUUUGAGAACAGUUGGCUAAGAGCGACAGUUUAACACUGUUGUUCUCUGUGUCUUCUCCUCUGGUAGGACCUUCCAGUCCCUGCCAUGAGUCACUGUACUAGCCCUAUCAUCCCUGCCAUCCCUGCUUUUUAACCUGUGAGUUUGUUUCUGUACAUCAAUUAGAAUUAGGAUCAAUUUAAAAAUACACUACAGACACUGCUGUAACAGUCUACUGAAAGUCUAUCUAUACAGUACUGUUAUAUUCUACCUUACCUGUAAAUAAAGUUACAUGUGUUACUUUAUGCAAAAGUGCUAUUUUUCAUGCAUUUGUUACACAGAAUUUGAUGGCACUAAUAAUUUAUGAAGCAAAGAAUAAUCCAAUUCAUUUUUGUAUCAAAGAAAAAAAUGUCAUGGGCUUACUGUAAUCACAGAUUUGUGUGUUCUUCUUCUGCAUUUAUGUUCUAAGGGAUGCCAAAUCUCAUUCAGUCAAAUCUUUACCCAUUUGCUCUAUUGCAGUUGUUCAGCUGGCUGUUGUUUAGCACAAUGAAAAUCAAUAGGCAGCAACAUGGCAAUAUUUGUGUUGUCUGCGUGUGCUUUAAUUGGUGAUGUUUUCACUGUUGGUGUGCUUUCAUAUGAUGGUCUAACCCAAUGCAUGUUUAGAACUUUUAGCAGCAUCUUUACCGAUUGAGUCGAAGAAAUCCAUUCCCAUGUUCAGCCACAUUCAGGUUUAUGACACACAAAGUCAAUAUCUAAAUCUCUAGCAACUUAAUAGUAACAGUAAACUCUACAUGUCAUAUGUUAAUUUUGAUAAUGCAGAAAACCAAAAUACAGCUUCCUUUUGGCAACUGAUUCUAGGAUUUGUGUAAAUAAGAAAAUAUUAUUUCCCAUGUCUAACUAAGGACAGCAUAGUGGUGCAGUGGUUAGUGGUUGCAUUAGAUAGGGUGUUUAGAAAAUGGAUGGAUGUCUUGAUUGUUCAUUUUAAACAAUGCACAUUCAUACAAACCCCACUGGUAGCAAAAAUGGAAAUUGCCAUUAUACUCAGCAAGCAUCUUUUUGUUAAAUAUUUGACAGUAAGGACUUUUAUUAAUCUGGACAUUUGCAUGUACAUCAAUGACAAGAAAAGAAGCUUUAGCACUAAGUACUGACUAGAAACUAUCCUGCCAGAAGGACGGUGUAUUUGCUUUAUUCUUCUUACUGCUGCCCACACAGUAUUGCAGUAUUGUUGUUUUUCUUAUUACAAAGUUCGAAAAGGUUUUCUGGAAAUGUCUUUUUUAAAGUUACUGAAAGACACAUUGAUGCUCUGGUCCUACAUUCAACCACAGGAUUAUGUGUUUGAAAAAAGUUAAAUUAAGUUGCUGUGUUCUUCUUAUCUAAAAUAUUGUAUUGUAUAAUUCUGUGAGCACAUAAGAAGAAUGUGGGUCUUAAUUGGAAUCUCAAGGCUAAUUUGCUAGCAAUAAGAAUUUAAUCAGUUAUCAGCAUAGUGACAAAUACCUUUCCAGCAGUACAGAAAUACACCAAGAGAAAUAAUAGGUUCAUGUAGAUUAGUUACCAAGUGAUUUGGCAGAAUUGAAUAUUUAGCUCUCAGAGGGAUGUUUAUUUUUCACACUGAAUGCCUUUUUGAAUAUUCCUUCCCAUGUAUAUAAUUUGUGUGGUUUAGGUGAUUCUCUGAAUGUUUGAUUUUUUUUCUUCAAGAUUUUUAUAUCUUUUGGUGAAAUGUAAUAUAAUGGCAUAAAUAAAA